This is a messenger RNA of Diaporthe amygdali, 582 nucleotides long. RefSeq lists its product as uncharacterized. The record is from RefSeq and is a predicted model, not a curated record. NCBI's taxonomy places the organism in Eukaryota, Fungi, Ascomycota, Sordariomycetes, Diaporthales, Diaporthaceae. Bases 1 to 582 code for a protein of 193 amino acids. The transcript has 2 exons.
AUGUGCUCCCAUUCGCUCUUCCUCCUCAUCAUGCUCGUCCUGCUCGUCCUGCUCGUCCUGCACGGAAGGCACCUGCUCUGGUCGGAACUCAAAAUGAUGCGAAGGGACAGACCAAGAGCCACGCGACAGUUGCCAUCAGCCCAUUCCAGCGCAAGCACCAGUGCACCAACCCAUUCACACUCCCAGGUUCAUACCUCCCCGCCCUCGUACGAUAGUCUCUUUGGAGAAACAGACCUCGAAACCGUUCGCGCCCAGAAUCCUCCAAAAACACCCCUGAAUGCACCCAUACCAACCGACUCGCCCAUCGAGGAAGCUUACUUUGUUGCCGCCACUGCGCUCAUUGACCUGUUCAGAACCAGCCAGGACGAGAUGUACCCUUUGAUGACCGUUGCACUGGAGCUCCUCUCUAUGCUUGAUUACGAGCAUGACUGCGGCAGAAUGCGACUUGAAAUCGAAACAGAACGAAAAGGGCUGGUCAAUUUGAUUGAUGCUGCUGUUCGCCAGUCCUUGGCUCAGGCGCCGCCUCCCAAGUUUUUCAAUCCGCACCAUGAACUGCAAUCUGCUGGACGGGAGGAGGGUUAA